Anisakis simplex (herring worm) is the source of this 576-nucleotide messenger RNA. Lineage: Eukaryota; Metazoa; Nematoda; Chromadorea; Rhabditida; Anisakidae. The record is from the annotation of a GenBank genome assembly.
AUGGAAGCAGAAAUCGAGCGCUGCUAUAACGAAUAUCAACUGAAAAUAAGCGAUGUAGAUAUCGCUGCCACGAUAUUCCGAACAUUCGGUAAAGGGAUCAUUAAGAAAGGCCAGAUCUCGCCGGAUGGAUUCGUUCAAAUGGCUAUUCAGUUAGCAAACUUCAAGGAUCAGAAAAAAUUCUCGCUCACCUACGAAUCAGCAUCGGCUCGCUUUUAUGCAAACUCUCGAACUGAAACCCUUCGCACAGUCAGCAAGGAUUCAUGCGCCUUUGUCAACGCAAUGAUGGAUCCUAAUUGCACUAACGACGAGCGUUAUCGUCUUCUGCAAGUGGCGUGUGAGCAGCAUGUUCAACGAAAUCGCGAGUGCAUGCUCGGGCGUGGUGUUGAUCGACAUUUGCUUGAAAGUGCUCCAAAUCAACGUUUGUUCAAAGCGCUGACAGACUUCUUAUAUCGUGUGUAUGGCGACGACGAUACAGUUGCGAAGCAAACGGAGGGAUUGAGGGAUAAAAAACGACUCUUGUUCAGACUGAAGGCGUUGUGGGUUGGUAUUGAUGGACGGCGGCGAUUGGAUAUGUGA